This is a messenger RNA of Macrosiphum euphorbiae (potato aphid), 2547 nucleotides long. The record is from the annotation of a GenBank genome assembly. NCBI's taxonomy places the organism in Eukaryota, Metazoa, Arthropoda, Insecta, Hemiptera, Aphididae.
AUGUCGGUCGUCGACAGCGAGUACGACGGCGUCGCGCAUGUGAUCACCGAUAACCACUAUCUGCGCGACUAUCACAGGUCGGCGGAAAAGCAGCAGCAGCAGCAGCAGACCGUAGGAGUUGUCGCCGGAAACGCCGAGCCACCCAUUGCAGCCAGACCGGAAGUGCGGCAGGCCCAUCAACCAAUGGCUCCGCCGGCCCUGCAACAGUCACAGCUUCAGCAGCAGCCCAACGGUGGCGAUGUAGGUUUCGUCUCGGUGUCGUCUCGGAAGCACAGGAAACUCCAAGACGUGUUCCGCGACAAAAGCGUUCAAGAAAAAUGUAUAAUUGCCUUCAUCGCAGUGCUGGGCUUCACCGGUUUGGUGCUGACGGUCAUAAAAAUUCGAGGAGGUGUUAUAAACAGGACGUGUACGAGUGAUGAGUGUCUAACAUCAGCCGAAUCUAUUAUGAGGUCGAUAAAUGUGGACGUUGAACCUUGCGACAAUUUUUACGAAUUCGCGUGCGGAAAAUGGCACUUCAGCCAUCAGCUGGAAGCCGGAAAGCCCAACAAUUGGUUCGUCGAAAGAUCGCGACUCAUUGCUGCAACAGUAACGAAGAUAUUAGAAGAACCGGACCUUGAAAGCGAUCUGAAGUCGAUAAAACAAGCGAGAAAUCUUUAUAGGACGUGUCUGGAUACAGACACAUUAAACAAUUUGGGAUACGAACCGGUCUUUGAGUUCCUGGAAAAAGUUGGACUGCCGAGGAAUUUUCCGGACUUUACGACUACCUCAUACCUCAACGGGUCCGUGUUUAACGUGGCGAGAAGCCUGGCACUGAUUGAGCGGUACCUUGGAGUCGAUCUCAUGUUGCAACUGUCCGUGGAACUAAACCCGAAAACCAACCGAACGAUCAUCACUGUUGGGCCCGUGACGAACAUAGUUGCGCCAUUGCCUGAACCACUGUUGGACCACCGCCGCAACCGAGUCGGUGGCCAGAUACCUCGUGACGUCUCUUCCUCUGACAAAGAGGAGGAAACCUCUCGAUUAGUCCUAGCCAAAGUCCAAUACAUGGUCGGUGUCAUCACAAGUAUGUUCCCUCACGAAUUUUUCAACAUCUCCUCGCUGAACCGAAUUUGCCUCAAAAUCAUCGUUUUGGAAGUGACGUUAAAGAAAAAUUUAGACUUGGAAAAAAAACCGGAAGAAAUUACAACCAGAAACCUAAAUGAGUACAUGCAUUCGAACACGUCAGAUUCACUUGAUGAGAAAUUGUUCGACUGGGAAUCGUUUAUCGAUCAUUUUACCUUGGAAACAAAUUUCACAUGGACGAUGGACGAUAUAGUGCUGGUCCGGGAUAAGGAUUAUUUUUUGGAACUCCAAUGGAGGUUAUCAGACACACCUCUAGAAGAAAUUCAACAAUUUCUGUGGUGGAAAAUCGUGGAGGCUUUAGUUCCACACACCACUAAGCAGAUGACAGACCUGACAACGAAAUUUACCUCUACAGCAAUACCAUUGUCGCUAAAAAUGAACAGGCAACAGUUUUGUACGUCAGUGGCCAGGUAUUUCGUGAAGGGCCCCAUUGCCUAUGAGUUCUACGUCCGCGACAACCUGAAAGAGACUACGUCGAAGAUCCAAAUGAUGAUCAAACAACUACAAGGUGCGUUCAGUGACAUGAUAAGUGAAUCCGAUUGGACGGAUGAGGCCACAAAAAAAGUGACUACCCUAAAGGCGAACGCCAUGAGAGUCGGAGUCGGUUAUCCGACAAUAUUUGAAACGCCGGACGAGUUGGAAAAAGACUACGACUACGUUAUAGUCAAAGAUGGCCAGUACAUUCAGUCCAUGUUGGACAUUAAAUCCUACGAAGUCGCUUUCGUGCUGGGAAAGGUGGGGGAACAGAUCACCGAGGAGGAUGAAUCAAGUCCGAAGACAGUCUUGACGGACCCAUUGGAAGUCAAUGCGUAUUACAAUCGAAUGGACAAUUCCAUCAACAUUCCGUCCGGAAUUUUACAGAUGCCGUUUUUCUACAAGGGAGUCGAUGUCGUAAACUACGGUGCCAUCGGUACGAUCCUCGGACACGAAAUCUCGCACGGAUUCGACAUCGAAGGUAAAGACUACGAUAUCCACGGCAAGAAGACGUCGCAAUGGUCGCAAAACGCGGUGAAAGAGUACUUGAAGCGGGCGCAGUGUUUCAUCGAACAGUACGAUCAGUUCGUGUUGGACACAGACAGCAAUCUAAACGGCACUCACACUUUAGCCGAAAACAUGGCCGACAACGUGGGACUGAAGCAGUCGUGGAGGGCGUACAAAUCGCACAACAUCGGCGAAGAAUUCCGUCUGGCAGGACUCAAGGAAUACUCCAACGACCAGCUGUUCUUCUUGUCCUACGCGAACGUGUGGUGCCAAAAUCCGGAGGAUGCGAAAUCCGAAAAGAAAGACAUUUUGGGCAACGACGAGCACAGCCCUAGCUUCGCCCGGGUGUUGGGUUCGUUGAGAAACAGUCCUGAAUUUGCGGAAGUUUGGAAAUGUCCGGUCGGAAGUCCCAUGAACCCCUCCAAUAAAUGCUCUAUGUGGUGA